AUGUCGGAGACGUCCAUCCAGCUGCAGACCCAGCCGACCGUCGCCGACACGAGCAUCUCGCUCGACGCCGCUGGCCGCCCCGUCCUCGCCCUGCAUGCCCCCUCUCAGGCGCGCAAGCACGCGAGGCACAAGCCCCGGUUCGCUGAGUUCGCGUGCGGGGCCGAUGAGGUCUUCCGCUAUGCCGUCCUCGUCACGAAGGCGGUCGUCCCGAAGGCGUUCUGGGGCAGCGACUAUAACCUCGGGGUCGCGAUGCAACGUGCGUGCCUUUUUCUGCUUGCUCCGUGCUUCCAGCUUGUGAAGCUCAAGGCUCGACGGGCGGGCGGGCUGCAGACGUCAAGCAUAUGA
This is a messenger RNA of Dichomitus squalens LYAD-421 SS1, 345 nucleotides long. RefSeq lists its product as uncharacterized. Bases 1 to 345 code for a protein of 114 amino acids. The transcript has a single exon. NCBI's taxonomy places the organism in Eukaryota, Fungi, Basidiomycota, Agaricomycetes, Polyporales, Polyporaceae. The record is from RefSeq and is a predicted model, not a curated record.